AAUUAUUCUCUCUACAUUUCUCUCUCUCUAGCUCUCCUUCUUUGAAUUUCCUCUCCGGCUCUCUAAACCCUAGAGGAGGAGUGUUUCUUCAGAUCUCUUGUAGACUGUGGUGUGGUGGUAGAUCGGUGAGUGUAUCUGCAUUACAAUUGCAAGCCAAGUAUGGCGGAAGAUCUGACUAAACUACGGGUGAAUUUUUCGUUGUCCGAAGAAGAAAGUGUGGAGGUGGAGAUCCAAGAUCAUGCGCUAGCUCGAAGGGAGGCGAGCUUGUUCAGGAUCGGAGAGAAGUGCCAGUAUUUUGGCACCGACAGCUAUGGUGUCACCACUGGUUCUGGUUCCUCCUCACAUAGGAGGACCAAGGGGGGAGGAGCACUUCAGAAGGAACUUAUUAGAGUCUUCCCAGUAUGGAAGAGAAGAAAGACAGUAAACAAAAAUUACAAAAUCAUCAACAAGAGCAGACUGAAGAAGAAAAGCCUGAUAAACAAGUGGAAGCUGAUCAAGCAGAAAAAGACAUUCCUGUGCUUGAGAAGAACCAGUUAUCCGAGGAUAUAGAGAAAGAAAGGCAUGAAAAUAAGGUAGAAAUAAGUGUUGGGGGAUCUAAAUUAUGUGGAAAAGAUGGAGAGAGGCAAACAGAUUCAUCAAAGAAAUCAAAAGAAGGUUCAAAAAGAAACGCCAAGGA
Corylus avellana is the source of this 676-nucleotide messenger RNA. The record is from RefSeq and is a predicted model, not a curated record. Lineage: Eukaryota; Viridiplantae; Streptophyta; Magnoliopsida; Fagales; Betulaceae.